AUGACUGAAGAUCUUCCACCUUUGCCUAGGUCUCCACCACCAUUACCUUCACCUACAAUACCUCUAACGCGAGAUAGUUAUCGAAUGCAUGAAUUACAACGAGAUGGUUAUUCAAAUUCCGGUCAACUUUUUGAUGAUUGGUAUAAAAUUGAAGCCAAUGAAGAUGAUGAAAAUGGUUUAACGGUUCAACUCGAAUACGAACGGAUGAAAGGUUCAACUCGAAUAUGA
This is a messenger RNA of Racocetra fulgida, 228 nucleotides long. The record is from the annotation of a GenBank genome assembly. NCBI's taxonomy places the organism in Eukaryota, Fungi, Glomeromycota, Glomeromycetes, Diversisporales, Gigasporaceae.